GGUACCUGUCCGGGGUUUCUGUAAAGCGCUGGGUGGUUUAGUUCUUCUGAGUGGAGCUUACAGUGUUUAUUUAAGAUGCAGUUCAUGCUCCUGUUCAGUCGGCAAGGCAAGCUCCGGCUUCAGAAAUGGUACGUGCCAUUGUCGGAUAAAGAGAAGAAGAAGAUCACCCGAGAGCUGGUGCAAACCGUGCUGGCCCGAAAACCCAAAAUGUGCAGCUUCUUAGAGUGGAGAGAUCUUAAGAUUGUAUAUAAAAGAUAUGCCAGUCUGUACUUCUGCUGUGCCAUCGAGGGCCAAGACAACGAGCUGAUCACUCUGGAGAUCAUUCACAGAUACGUGGAGCUGCUGGACAAAUACUUUGGCAGUGUUUGUGAGCUGGACAUUAUAUUCAACUUUGAGAAGGCAUACUUCAUUCUAGACGAGUUUCUUCUUGGUGGAGAGGCCCAGGAGACGUCAAAGAAAAACGUGUUAAAGGCCAUAGAACAGGCCGACCUACUACAGGAGGAAGCAGAGACCCCACGCAGUGUCCUGGAGGAGAUUGGACUCACAUAAACUUCAUUUUUACAUCUACCACAUUGGCCACAGUCUGCUGUAUGUAGCUCUAAGCCACUGAACUUCAAACUCACACUAAACAAGACUGGCAUUGUUUCCUCUGCACUUGUGUUUUCUACAUAUCUUACAGUGUAGCAUCAUUAAGCAUUUCAUAUUAGUUAGCAGUUAAUGAGUAAGUUGUUAUUGUUGCCAUGUGAGAUCUGAAAAAAUGUGGGCUUAUUUCAGGAUUUCUUCUUGGGCCAGUGUUACAUUCAAAUGUACCAAAGAUUUGUGUUAUUUUAUUUCAUUUUUAAUUUUGUCAUUGUAUUUAUGUGAAUGAUGGUGUUAGGAAUAAAACAACUGUGAAAUGGCCAAGACUUUAUUCUGCAUACUGUAUCUUAUAUUCACAUAUUUAUCAGUUUACAAGUAGAAAUCUGAACCCUAUAGAACUGUAUUUUGUUCAACACAGGAAUUUAUAGACACAGAUAAAAUGGGAAGGCAAAAAUGUAUGAGAAUGUGAAAGAAUUUAAGAAAAAGGUGUCGCAAUGCUGUUGGUAAGAAAAAAAUGGAAACAAACGUGCCAAUAUAAGGUUAUUUGUACACUUGCAGCAUACAAUACAUUUCACACUGAUUCAACUGGCUUAUUUCUAUUGCAUUUAUCACAGCAGAUUUGUUUUUAUAAUGUUUUGUUUACUGACUAUUAUUGAACACUUCACCCCAUGAAUCACGUCACAGGAAUUUUAUGUAAACUUUUCUGUUACGAGUUUGAACAAAGACAGGAAGAAAUUUAUUUGUGGACUUCAGCAAUAAAAAUAAAGUAGUCUUUGAUGCCACAGCAGCUGGUUUCCCCUCAUUCUACAUUGCA
This is a messenger RNA of Boleophthalmus pectinirostris (great blue-spotted mudskipper), 1393 nucleotides long. Its product is annotated as adaptor related protein complex 1 subunit sigma 2. Gene Ontology annotation, cellular component: AP-1 adaptor complex; membrane coat; intracellular membrane-bounded organelle. The record is from RefSeq and is a predicted model, not a curated record. The transcript is spliced from 5 exons. Gene Ontology annotation, biological process: vesicle-mediated transport; intracellular protein transport. The coding region runs from base 76 to 549 and encodes 157 amino acids. Gene Ontology annotation, molecular function: clathrin-cargo adaptor activity. NCBI's taxonomy places the organism in Eukaryota, Metazoa, Chordata, Actinopteri, Gobiiformes, Gobiidae.